Sardina pilchardus (European sardine) is the source of this 11129-nucleotide messenger RNA. RefSeq names its product mucin-2-like. The transcript has 5 exons. NCBI's taxonomy places the organism in Eukaryota, Metazoa, Chordata, Actinopteri, Clupeiformes, Clupeidae. The coding region runs from base 174 to 9182 and encodes 3002 amino acids. The record is from RefSeq and is a predicted model, not a curated record.
CAGGAAAUAACCUUGUGAUCUCUGGACAUCUUUAGCGGGUAAUGGGAAUGUUUGAUAUGUAUGAGGUGAAGGACCUUUUGAGACAUUUUGAUCAUAUCAGUCGUGUGUCUGUUGUCGCCAUGGAUCAUUCCAGAAGAUCAUCACUGUGAGACACGGUGUGACGAGCAGCAACCAUGCAACUUCUCUUUUUUCUUCAGGGCCUUUUGGCUGUCCUGCACACCACACAUGCAGUCGACUUGCAGUCGUUGAUAACAACUGUGCUGCAGCCGUUCAUUGACCGUAAUAAUGAUUCAGAGGCUGCAACCACCCAACUGUCAUCUACCAACAGUCCUGCACCUUCCACUUUUUCCACAGCACCCAAACUGACAUCCCAGAUGCCCAGCACAGUCGACCGUCCGACUACAGAGCCCAGAACAGCCUUGUCAUUGCCUGACGGAAAUAGCUCAAAUAUCACAACCGACGUAACAACUACGAAGACAUCGUCAUCGUCAUCACCGGCGGCGCCAGAAGGCUCCACCCAGCGUGUGUUGACAGCCACCGCGACUGUGACAGAAGAACACGUGCCUGUGACGAGCACAUUCCUUCCUUCUGCAGGGACAGAGAACAAAGAAUUGACAGUGACCGCAGAGACAGAAAAUGUAAUCCAAAGCUCAGAGACUCCAGGUUACUUCUCAACUACUGUCAAAGCUAAUGGACCAGCUUCAAAUCAACCUGAACACACAAAUACACCCUGGCCUCAAUCUACUACGUCCUCCACUUCCACAAUAGACAUUAGCUUAAGUUCCUCCAGCAGCAUUACCACUCAACAGACAUCCAACAGCGAAACUCUGACCACAGAAAUUGAAUCUACAAACUCUCCUACACUCAUAAACGACAAAUUAGUGCCCGAAUCAAGCCCGACAACACACCUUACCUCAGCUUCCGCUCCUUCAGAAUCUGCAAGUGUGGAGAUGCUGACCACAACCACUAAGGUACACCCUUCAACAUAUACUUCUGCUAGCAACACACCUCCAUCCACUGCAUCAGCAUCAGUGUCAGCAACUCAAAUUCCAUCAUCUUCAACGCCAACUAUCAGCUUGCACACAACCACCAAAUCCAUAAUCACAGUGUUGACCGAAAAUCAAUCACCAGUUGUCCCUGGAACAACAAUUACUGUGACAAACUUGCCAACCCAAGUUGCAGUAGAAGGCUCAGUCCCAGCCUCAGCCCAGGUAUCCACAGCAGCAGCAGUUACCGACCAUUCAACUAUCACCAAAACUACAUCAACAACUAAAACAGCUGCUUCACUUGCAACAUCUGUACUUACCCAAACAACUGCCCAGAUUCCAGCAACCGACAACAGCAUUGCACCCUCCACAGGUGCUGCAUCAUCUGCAAUGACAACCGUGCCAUAUCAAUCCAUGGCACAGCUGACAUCAGGCGUGACAUUUUCAAAAUCUCAAUACAAAACAACUGCUUCUAUACACACAAAUGGUUCUCCACUGGAGUCAAACACACACAUAUCUACCACCCAAACAAAAACAACCAUAACCCCAUCUCAACUGAAAACAUCCCCAGAUGCUGCUCACAUGUCAGGUUCUUCUGAAGGCACAAUCACAAAUAUACCAGUAUCCUCUCCAACAUUAUCUCAACUAACAACAUCUACUGCGGUGGACGUUGUAACUGACUCAACAAGUACGUCUGUGACUACAUUCACAACACAACCAACAACCGCAACACCAACAUCUGUCCCUCCAGCUUCAGCAUCUACAACUGUAUCAACCGCACCCCAGCUUACUACUCUGACACAAGAAAAACAUACAACUAAGAACUCUCUUUCAAAAUCUGCAACAUCAACUUCUAACUCAAAUGCCCCUGUUGCAGGCAAUUAUACCUCUGGGGCAUCUGAAGAACCAUUCACACCAACAGCUUUCUCACCACCUGAUGGAACAACUAUUUCAUCACAGCCAAGCACAGCCUCAGUUGCUGCAAAUAUGGCUGUAUCCUCAGAGGAAACAAGUAAAUCAAUAUCUGUGACCUCUACAGAAUCGCCAGUGAUGUCUACAGAUUCCUUAAUUACAACAUCUUCAAAUUCCCCUGCAGCCUACACAUCUAAUUUUCAACCCUCACCAUCUCAAGCACAUGAAUCGUCUCAAUAUACUCGGACUUCAGCCCAAAUGGUUUCUCUACAACCUACAGCAAUACUAACCCAGGCAGCCCCCCAGGAUUCCUCCACUGACAAUGUCAUUACAUCAUCCACAAGUGCAGCAUCAGCGGCAAUAAAAACUGCAUAUCAAUCCACAACUCCGCAGACAUCAACAGAUACACGUACACAAGCCCGAUCUACAGCAACUGUUUCUGCACAUGCAAAUGAUUCUCCUAUGGACUCAACCACAAAAACACCUGCCACCCAAACAUUAUCAUCCAAAACCCCAUCACAAUUAACAACACCCCUAGGCACUGCUAACAUAACAGGUUCUUCUGAAGGUGGAAACACAAAUGUUCCAGAAUCCACUACAACACCACUCCCAUUAACAACAUCUACUCCAGGUGAAGUUAUAAUGGACUCACCAAGUACAUCUGUGCUUACAUCAACAAAGCAACCAACAACAGUAAUGUCACCAUCUGCUGUAUCACAUACCACUCCAGCUUCAGCAUCUACAACUGUAUCAACCACACCCCAGCUUAACACUCACUCCACAGAUGCAGCAUCAGAUGCAAUGACAACACACAUCAAUCCACAUCAAUCCAUGACUCAGCUGACAUCAACAGUCCCAUUUACAAAAUCCCAAUUUACAACAACUGUUUCUACACACACAAAUGAUUCUCCCAUGGACUCAACCACACAAACAUCUACCUUCCAAACAAAAACUUCAAACACCCCAUCACAACUAACAACAGCAAUAGACACUGCUCACAUAACAGGCUCUUCUGAAGUCACAAACACAAACUCACCAGUAUCCUUUUCAAUAUUCUCUCAAACCUCACCUGGCUCAACAAAGAAUUCCCCAAUUGAAUCUGUGCUUACAUCCACAAAGCGAUCAACAACAGUGAUAUCACCAUCUACUGUAUCACAUAUCGCUCCAGCUUCUGCAACUACAACUAUAUCAACCACACCCCAGCUUACCCCUCUGACACAAGAACAUCCUACAUCAAUGCUAACCCAGGCAGACUCCCAAGACUCCUCCACUGCCAAUACAAUAGUAUCAUCCACAGAUGCAGCAUCAGCUGUAAUGACAACUGUGCAACAUCAAUCUAUGACUCAGCUGACAUCAACAGUUACAUUUUCAAAAUCCCAAUUUACAACAGCUGUUUCUGCACACACAAAUGAUUCUCCAAAGGACUCAACCACACAAACAUCUACCACCCACACAAAAACUUCUAACACCCCAUCACAACUAACAACAACAGUAGACACUGCUCACAUAACAGGCUCUUCUGAAGUCACAAUCACAAACCUACCAGUAUCCUCUCAAACAUCCCCUGGCUCAGCAAUGGAUUCCCCAAGUACAUCUAUGCCUACAUCCACAAAACAAUCAACAACAUCACUAUCUGCUGUAUCACAUACCACUCCAGCUUCAGCAACUACAACUGUAUCAACCACACCCCAGCUUACCCCUCUCACACAAGAACAACCUACAUCAAUGCUAACCCAGGCAGACACCCAGGAUUCCUCCACUGGCAAUACCAUUAUAUCAUCCACAGGUGCAGCAUCAGCUGUAAUAACAACUGUGCCACAACAAUCCAUGACUCAGCUGACAUCAACAGUCCCAUUUACAAAAUCCCAAUCUACAACGGUUUCUGCAAAAAGUAUUUCUGAUUCUCCAAUGGACUCAACCACACAAACAUCUACCACCCACACAAAAACGUCUAACACUCCAUCACAACUAACAACAACAGUAGACACUGGUCCCACAACAGGCUCUUCUGAAGUCAAAAUCACAAACCUACCAGUAUCUUCUUCAAUAUUCUCUCAAACAUCACCUGGCUCAGCAAUGGAUUCCCCAAGUACAUCUAUGCCUACAUCCACAAAGCAAUCAACAUCACCAUCUGCUGUACCACAUACCACUCCAGCUUCAGCAACUACAACUGUAUCAACCCCACCCCAGCUUACCCCUCUCACACAAGAACAUCCUACAUCAAUGCUAACCCAGGCAGACCCCCAAGAUUUCUCCACUGACAAUACUACAGUAUCAUCCACAGAUGCAGCAUCAGCUGUAAUGACCACUGUGCAACAUCAAUCUAUGACUCAGCUGGCAUCAACAGUCCCAUUUACAAAAUCCCAAUCUACAACGUCUGCUUCUGCACACACAAAUGAUUCUCCAAAGGACUCAACCACACAAACAUCUACCACCCACACAAAAACUUCUAACACCCCAUCACAACUAACAACAACAGUAGACACUGCUCACAUAACAGGCUCUUCUGAAGUCACAAUCACAAACCUACCAGUAUCCUCUCAAACAUCACCUGGCUCAGCAAUGGAUUCCCCAAGUACAUCUAUGCCUACAUCCACAAAACAAUCAACAACAUCACCAUCUGCUGUAUCACAUACCACUCCAGCUUCAGCAACUACAACUGUAUCAACCCCACCCCAGCUUACCCCUCUCACACAAGAACAACCUACAUCAAUGCUAACCCAGGCAGACACCCAGGAUUCCUCCACUGGCAAUACUAUAGUAUCAUCCACAGAUGCAGCAUCAGCUGUAAUAACAACUGUGCCACAACAAUCCAUGACUCAGAUGACAUCAACAGUCUCAUUUACAAAAUCCCAAUCUACAACCGUUUCUUCAAAAACUAUUUCUGAUUCUCCAAUGGACUCAACCACACAAACAUCUACCACCCACACAAAAACGUCUAACACUCCAUCACAACUAACAACAACAGUAGACACUGGUCCCACAACAGGCUCUUCUGAAGUCAAAAUCACAAACCUACCAGUAUCUUCUUCAAUAUUCUCUCAAACAUCACCUGGCUCAGCAAUGGAUUCCCCAAGUACAUCUAUGCCUACAUCCACAAAGCAAUCAACAACAUCACCAUCUGCUGUGCCACAUACCACUCCAGUUUCAGCAACUACAACUGCAUCAACCACACCCCAGCUUACCCCUCUCACACAAGAACAACCUACAUCAAUGCUAACCCAGGCAGACCCCCAAGAUUUCUCCACUGACAAUACUACAGUAUCAUCCACAGAUGCAGCAUCAGCUGUAAUAACAACUGUGCCACAACAAUCCAUGACUCAGCUGACAUCAACAGUCUCAUUUACAAAAUCCCAAUCUACAACUGUUUCUGCAAAAACUAUUUCUGAUUCUCCAAUGGACUCAACCACACAAACAUCUACCACCCAAACAAAAACUUCUAACACCCCAUCUCAACAAACACCACCACUAGGCACUGCUCACAUAACAGGUAAUUCUGAAGGCACAAACACAAAUCCACCAGGAUCCUCUCCAACAUCACUCCCAUUAACAGCAACUACUCCAGUUGAGUUUGCAAUGGACUCACCAAGUACAUCUGUGCUUAUACCCACAAAGCAGUCAACAACAAUAACACCAACAUCUGCUGUAUCCCCUAUCACUCCAGCUUCAGUAUCUACAACUGUAUCGACCACAACCCAGCUUACCACUCUUACACAAGAACAACAAACAACCAAGUCCUCUCUUUCAACAUCUGCAAAAUCAACUUCUAACUCAAAUGCCACUGUAGAAGGCAACUAUACCCCUGGAACACCUGCAGAAUCAUCCACAAUAAACAUGUUCACAUCACUUGAAACAACGACUACUUCAACACAGCCAACCACAGGAUCAGUUUCUGAAAACAUAGCUGCAUCUUCAGAAGAAACAAGCAACCCAAUUUCUGUUGUCUCUUCAAAAUCACCAGCAACAACAAAACCAAGUAUGUCAAUGUUAACAGAGAAAAGUCUAACCACGUCACAGUUGAUGACAAUCCCGCUCUCUACAACUUCAAAUAGUUUAGCCACACAAAUGCCCACCAAGACAAAACCAUUCUCCAUGGCUACUACUACAAGUCACAUUGCACUGCCUACAUCAAAACCAACAGUGCAUUCUACAUCAAGUAUUUCAAAUGCUGCUGCAGGAAACACAGUGCAGCAAAGUUCAAGUCCUAUACAACAACCAACAAAUAACACAACUCAAAUGACAACCACUGAAGCUCUAUCCAAAGCUGUGACACCAAUACAGACAACAGCGAGUUCCUCUUCAAAAUAUGCAAUUUCUGAAACAGGCCAAGCUCAUUCCAGCAAAGUCAGCAAACAGACUUGGGCCACAUCUAUGUCAUCCAUCUCUGGGACGACCACGUCAGCAAUGAGCCAAACGGCUCAAUCACUCCCCACAGCAUUACAGAUCACCACUGAAGAGAACAUAAAUAGACAAACUGUAACCACACUAUCAACAAUUAUGCCAAGCAGCUCAGCCAAUGCACAACAGUCAGCAGAGCUGUCUCCCAAAACUACUUCUGUUUCAGUUUCAUCAUCAUUACCUAUGUCCACUACGUUUUUGCAAACAUCAGAACCAACUAAAGCACAAUCAUCAGGUACAGCUCAAACAUCUACAGAGGCAUUUUCUGGUGCCAUCAACACAGUUUCACAACCGUCAUCCCAAUCAGCUAAAUCAGAUCUCACUGUGAAAAUAACAGCAGUACACAUUCAAUCACACGAAGUUUCUCAGCCAAGUACAGCAUUAAUGACCACAAGUGAAGCAACCAAAUUAAAACCUAUGACAUCAGAGAACACUGCAGUGUCAUUGCCUACUAAACUUACUGCAACACCAAUGACUGUAGAUGCCUCAAUCACCUCACCAACACAUGGCCUUACCAUCCCAGACUCUGCAUCAAGUGUAACUCCAACAUAUGACCAAACGUUAUCACAGUCAACCACAACACAAACAAUAUUGACCACCACGACCACUCCUAUACAAUUAAAAUCUACAACUACACAAUCAGCAACUAGAACUUCCACUAAUAUAUUCGACAGCAGUACAUCAACACAACAUGUAUCUACAACUGGGUCAACUAUUCCAGAUUCUGCAUCAAGUGUACCUCUAACAUCUGACCAAAAGUCAUCAGAGUCGACCACAACCCAAAGAGUACUCACUACCACGAUCACUUCAACACAGUUCACAACAGCGACUACAUCAUCAGCAAAUACUGUAGACAAUAGUGCAAACAACAGCUCAGACAGCCCCACACAAUCAACACCUGAAACAACACAAGUUUCAACUGCAGCUUCAAAAAACACUUCAGUUACCAAUACCUCCCCUUUCUUACCAAAUCCUCUCACUGAACAGUUGGUCACUAGUGUAAGACCUCAACCUACAUCUUCAUCAGUGAAUAAAACCUCGGAUCCUUCAAAAGAACCAUCAGCCACGCCGUUACUUACAACUGCUCCCCCAGAACUUUCAACAGUGACCACACCCAUAGUUUCAUCAGUUCGGUCACCAAUAACAGCAACAACAGUGCUAGACCCUACAGACGUGACCACAGCUAAAUCCAUCAAUAUAAACACCACGUCACUUCCUGCAGGACCAACAGGGUCUGCAGCAGCAGCUACAGAUGGGGGUUCAACCUCUCAAACUCAGCAAGGAGCUAUAAAUGGAUCACCUGCCUCGAUGGUGGCCACCACUGUUGGGCCAGGAACAACAUCAAUGUCCAUAGCAGGAGCUUUCAGUAGCACCAUGCAGCACCCAGAACUUGAGUCUACAAGUGUCACCAAGAAGCCUGGUGUCAGUUCUGUACCAAGUCCACUUCCACAAACAGGGGACUCUUCUUCACAGUCAACAACUACAACCACUUCUUCACCACCAACAGCCACAGCAACCACCAGCCCUUUGCUUUCACGUUCGACAUCUUCCACUGAAGGGUCACAGGUGUUUACAACAAAGCCCACAGAACCCCUGACAACCAGCAGCAUGUCAGCAUACACAUCCCCUCCUAAUGUGGUCCCAUCAACCGCAGGCACAGACUCAGCAGCAUCAUUCUCGUUCACAAAUGCAGCUUCAGUCAACAGAACAACACCAAAAUCAAGUGAUAUAUCUCUGUCAAAAAGACCUACUAGUUCUAUCUCAACAGCAGUUACAUACAACACAACCCACACCUCAACUGAGCCCGUCACAUCAUCAUCAUCAUCAUCAUCAUCCUCAUCCUCAUCAUCAUCAUCAUCAUCGUCAACAACAACAUUAUCCUCCUCCUCCUUCUCCUCCUCCUCUUCUAUGCAUUAUGAGUCAUCCACUACAAGCCAGAAUGUCGGAUUGUCUUUUACACAAGAAACCACAAUCCAAAUGCACAAUACCAGCCAAUCAGAACUCAAUACAACAUCCCAAAAUUCCAUGCAAACAACAAUCACUGGUGGUCCUGACGUUGAAAAUCAAACAAACACAAUCACAAACCCCAUUAAAGUAUUCUCCUCAUCAGGGACAUCCUCACCACCCCAGGAUUCAGUCACAUCUUCAACUGGGAACAUAAACGAAUCACAGAACACUGUAGUCACCGAACAUAUAACACCUCCCCAUGCUACUGCCACCUUAACUCAAAAAUCCACAACAGGCAUGACUGCUUCAGUUGUUCCAACAUCAGCCCUGCCAUUCGUUGCCACGUCCACAUCUAACAGCUCAUCACUGUCCAGCACAGGAACAUUAAGUCUGUCACUAACACUUACAACCAAUGCGCCAACAGAAAACAGUGCACCUGGCUUAACGACAACACCGCUAGUACAACCUAUCAGCACAGCGACAACUGAGAAUAGCAAAGCAACAUCAAAUAUCAGCAGUUCGACCCACUCUUCUGGGCCAUGGACUCAAAAUACACCGCAAAUGAAUGUUACAGAAUUCCAGGCCAACAUUACAGUAGACCCUGACCUCACAACUGCAGCUAAUUCCUCCUCACAAUUCACUGCAUCUCCCACGUUCGAAUUGUCUGCUGUUGUGGACAGAUCUUCUGUCAGUCCUACCACAGAGGGUGAUUUCAGUCACACUACAGAUCAAAACCCAGAAACUAUCACUCUACCAGAGUCCUCAGAAAGCCCUCCUCCUACUCCAUCUGUAAAACGAGCCAUUGUGUUCAUCAGUCUGGAACCUAUGAUCAAGCCCAUAACAUUUGAGAACCCAACAGUGUCCAAGUCUACAUUUAUUAUUCCCCAGGAUAACCAACAUAAUAGCCAACAGGCUGCAACAAGCAGCUCCUCAACAUAAACCUGUGGUAUAUGAAAGCAGCUCUGAGAUAAUAACGAGAUAUUAUCUCAUAAUUACGAGAUAUUGUAUAUUACAUAUUGUAAAAACAUUUUUUGGAAGAUAUUUUUUUUAUUCUUAUUCUUUUAACAUACUGUAUGUGUAUUAUCUUGAAAUAAUGAGAUAUUGUCUUGAAAUAAUGAGAUAUUAUCUUGAAAUAAUGAGAUAUGAUCUUGACAUAACAAGAUAAUAUCUAAAAAAUGUUAUUCACUUGCGGUUCAGGGCUUCCGAAGCAUUUACUGUAUUUUAAACAAUAAAUAUUUCUCCAGGAGAUAUAUAGCCUGCCCUGAGCACUUUUCUUUUUUUUUAUGUAGUGUGUAUUGUGUAAUGAAUGCUCAGUAGUGUAAAAAUUGUUUUUAACAAUUGUGAAAAACUGUAAUGAUGUGUGUUUGUCUGCAAGCACAUCCUUGACUGAGAUGGCUUUCAGAAAUGAAGAUACAUAAAUGUAGAUAACUGUACGUGUAGAGGUACAAAGGUGUGUCACUGGGACAGUAGGCCUACCCUCAGAAGUACAAAAUGGUGCCCCUAACGAAGAUGCACAUUUGUACCAUUAUAGUUUGUACCCUUUGAUGGCAAAAAGGUACAACCUAAGGUGGAAAUCAUUUUUCAUUAACCCAUUCCAAAUAUCACUAAAAUAUCUUAAAUGACAAACACAUGACACACAAACACAUGACUUUAUGUUCUAUGCAUCACAGACCACAGUAGACAGUGGUACAUAAACCAGUCAGUUUUGCCUUAGGCACAACCAGUUAUCAACACUGUUUUUUUCAGGAGCUGGUAUCUCAUCUGGCUUUAUUGUGGGUUUGACACAACUUCUGAUAUGAGUAAUUUUACAGAUAUUCACUACACGCCUCUUCAGAGUGCUGCAUAAAUUUCUUAUAUAAUUACCACUACAAGGUAUAAUGACCGUUGUCAAUGGCAAUACGUUUUGUGCUUUUGAUUAACCUCUUUCAUACCAUUCCACAAGAAGUCAUUUCACUUACUGCAAUGUGAUUUCAUUGAAAGUGAAAGUCAGUUGGUAAGAUGUUGCCACGCCACACCUGGCUGAAACUGUCAAGUUCUACAGUAUCUGUGUGGCAAACUAUUUAUUUUGUCGGUGGAAGCCACGAAACGGUAGCCAAGUCAUUUUUAAAGACAUAUUGUGUCAAGUUUCUUUCACCAAUGCGCAGCGAGUUGGACAAUACAUGUAAAUGUAGAAGAUUGAUCCUAGUUAGUUCAGACUGAGGCAAAAUGCCAAGUCUAAUGUAAUAUAUUGGUAAAAUCUAUUCUCUAAUCAAAUACCAAGAGCGAGAUCUUUGCUUGUUGUUAUUUAAGUUGGACUUUGUGUUGAUCUUACAAGCUGAUGGAAACAUAAACUCAGUUAAUAUGUUUCUAUUUGUGCGGUGCACAAUAUGUACAGAACAGAAGAUAUUCCAUGUUAAAACUGAUCAAUCAAAUAAGUGGAGUCAAAUCCUUUGUUAGUUUACGCAAACCUGGCAAAUAAAGCUGAUUCUGAUUCUGAUAUAUCAAAUAAGCAAAAUUAACAUAUCUCUGGUAUGUGUGUCUGUUUCCAAGUCAGAAGGAAGUACAAACAGUCCUUGUUACACACCUACUGUAUGCCAAGCUGAUCACAGUGUAGCAACUGUGUGCCACAAGGGGAAAAGAAACCAUGAAUGUUAUCUCUUUAUGCAAUGUUUGCUACUUUCUCAAGUCACAUUCCAAUUUGUUAUUACAUAGGUAGAAAGAAAAAAAACUGGGGCAAACUAUCUUUAUGUAUGGGGUCAGUGUAUUUCAGGACUUGUGCCAGGCCAUUUUGUUGCUGACACUGCCCAUUCUUGCAUUUUUACCACCAUUAACCACUGUCUUGUGAAUUUAAAAUGUAAUCUGUAUUUCCUAAUAUUUGCUUCAUCUGGAAUAAAAUGCUAAAUGUCA